This is a messenger RNA of Saccostrea echinata, 2813 nucleotides long. RefSeq names its product 5'-nucleotidase domain-containing protein 3-like. Bases 70 to 1632 code for a protein of 520 amino acids. The record is from RefSeq and is a predicted model, not a curated record. The transcript is spliced from 16 exons. NCBI's taxonomy places the organism in Eukaryota, Metazoa, Mollusca, Bivalvia, Ostreida, Ostreidae. Gene Ontology annotation, molecular function: 5'-nucleotidase activity.
AAUCCGGAAACUUUAUGCCUAUCCGUAUCAACUUUGCCUAGUAUAAUACCCCGCGCGUAAAAAUAGGAAAUGCAGACGGGUUGCAAAGCUAUCAAAUGUUUUUUUCAAACCACGAACGUUCUUCACAAAUCUUUUAAGAAAUACAUUAUAUUACAACGUGUCUUUUCAAACAGUGCAACACAAUCAACGGAUUGGUGGGAGAUUUAUCACAGACAAAAGAAGAAACUGGAGGAGAGUUUCAAAGAUCCUGUGCAGAUAAACCCUCAUGCUAUAUUUGCCAACAACGAGACAUCUUUAAGUGAAAUUGACAUUUAUGGCUUUGACUAUGACUACACAUUGGCAUGUUACAAGCCAGAACUUCACCAUCUCAUUUUUGAACUGGGACGAGAAGCACUUAUUCAAAAAUAUCGGUACCCUGAUCAGCUAGUCAACAUAGAGUACUGUCCAGAUUUUGCAGUAAGAGGGUGUCAUUAUGAUGUCAAAAAGGGCUUGUUGCUAAAACUUGAUUCCUUCCAUAACAUACAAUUAGGAACUGUAUACAGAGGUACUAAAGGACUCAGUGAUGAGGCAGUGAAAACCUUGUAUGGAGGGAUACAUGUCUCUUUGGAGGAUAUGAAUACAUUUUAUGGAACAGGACCAAUGUACCAGCUGGUUGACCUAUUUGCACCUCCAGAAAUGACACUUUUAUGCAAUAUUACAGAUUUUUUCAUGGAGAACGGCAUUCCAUAUGAUCCAGAGUAUGUGUUCCAUGAUGUCCGGUCAGCUGUGCAAAGUGUUCACAAUUCUGGUCAACUCCAUAGUCAGAUAAUGGCUGAUCUAGAAACAUAUUUGGACAAAGAAACAGGUAUUAACCUUUUACUUGAAACUCUGGUUAAUAAAGGGAAACAACUCUUCCUGAUCACCAACAGUGGCUUCCCUUUUGUGGACGCUGGAAUGAAAUUCAUGGUGGGAGAUAACUGGAGAGAUCUGUUUCAAGUUAUCAUAACCAAGGCUAGAAAACCAAAAUUUUUCAAUGAAAGUAAAAGACCUUUCAGAAUUUAUGACCCAGAAACUCAGAAUGAGUCCUAUGACAGAGUUUUAGAGUUGAGCAAAGGAAAAAUUUACCAGCAGGGAAAUUAUUACAUGCUCCAGAGUAUGACGGGAUGGUAUGGAUUCAACGUUUUAUAUUUUGGGGAUCAUGUAUACAGUGAUUUGGCAGAUCCUUCACUGAAGCAUGGUUGGAGAACAGGAGCCAUUAUACCAGAGUUAGAGGCUGAGAUCAUAAAGUCCAAUAAUCUAGAAUACCAACUAGCUGUGAAAUGGUUGUGUACUUUACAAGAUUUGAUUGAAAAUGCUCAGAUGGAUAGAACACAAGACACCAGUCAGAUCAGACAGUGUUGGUUAGAUGAAAGAAAAAAAAUCAGGAAUUAUACAAAGUCUCUGUUUAACGCCCAGUUUGGAAGCAUAUUCAGAACAUAUCACAAUCCUACUUAUUUCUCUCGAAGGCUGGCUCGCUUUGCAGACCUUUACAUGUCCAAUGUUGUCAAUCUUCUUCAUUAUCCUAUAGACCACACUUUCUAUCCUCGCCGCAUGGAACUUCCACAUGAACCACAUGUUGUACCUAGAGAAAUCAAGGGAGAAAAGCAGUGUUAACUGAAGUUAGAUUAGGUACUAAUUUAAAGCAUUGAGUUGAAGGAGGUAUUGCCUAAAGUACUAGCACUCAGUGCCCUGUGAUAUUUAAAAUGUUGGUUAGAAAAACAUUGAGUAGAAGUGAGUGACAGUGGUGCAAGUUUUGAGUUUUGGUGAGAUUUUUAAAAAGAGGAUGACAUGGAAAAAGUGUGAAUUUUAGUAGUUUGAUAUACAUGUAUUUUAAAUAUAGGGUAAAAUUAAACAUUGGUUAAAUACAGGUAAAUGGAAAUGAUAUUAAGUUAUGUUGUUUUGUACUCUUUUAGAUUUAUAAUCUUACUGAGUUUAACAUUUUAAUAAAUCAGAUUUAUUAUAAGCAAAUGCAACAUCUAUGUUGAAUAUUCACAUUGAUUAUUGAAUCCUUUCUUUAGUUUGAAAAUCUGAUAAGACUAAAAAUAAUUUUGAUAAGCCACAUGAAGUGUCAAGAUAAUUUUGUUUUGGUUUAAUAUGAAUGUAUUUUGACAAUAAAUUCAUUUGUUUCUGGUAAAGUACAAGAAAUUUCAGUAUCAUAUUUCUGUAGGCUUCAUGCACUGGUCCUUUGAUUAAGAAAAGUUGAAUGAAAGCAGUGUAUAUAAGCUAUAUGAGGUAAAUUGUACCAUUUUUAAUAUAUUUGCAAGCAUAAUAGAAAAUGUAAUGUACCAGUAUAUACAUGUAUGUGAGUAGUUAGAGUAUAUACAUGUAUGUGACUAGGUUAUUUAUUGUUUUCAGUGUGUAAGAUCCAGUGGUAAUCUAUGUGUGAUAUUAAUAAUUAUUGUUUUACAGUAACAAUAUAACUUUUUACGUUCAGUAUUACAUUUAUGAUAUGCUUUAUUUUUAUGAUGUCAUAUCCCUGUCUUAAACAGAGUAAAUUUGUGUGAUAUGAUUGCAGUGUAUACUUAAUGAUAGUCAACUGUUGUUUAAAUGUAUUGAAUACUUUUAUGAUGUGUUCCAAGACAUAUUUUGAUUAUUUUUGAGAAACUAUCCUAGAAUGAACAAAGCUAAUGAUAUUGACAAUUUCAAUGUGCUUGUGGACCAGGCUUUAAUAUUUUAAUGAGCUUAAGCAUAUUUGUGAUUCUUAACAUAUGUGUAUACUUAUUUUAUUAAGAGCUAAAUUGACACAUCUGUAUUUUGUUUCAUUUAUUUAAAGAAUAUAAUUUCUUGGACACUUA